Messenger RNA from Suncus etruscus (white-toothed pygmy shrew), 2796 nucleotides. It is a transcript of the gene CWF19L2, whose product is annotated as CWF19 like cell cycle control factor 2. The record is from RefSeq and is a predicted model, not a curated record. Bases 67 to 2751 code for a protein of 894 amino acids. Gene Ontology annotation, cellular component: post-mRNA release spliceosomal complex. Gene Ontology annotation, biological process: mRNA splicing, via spliceosome. The transcript is spliced from 18 exons. NCBI's taxonomy places the organism in Eukaryota, Metazoa, Chordata, Mammalia, Eulipotyphla, Soricidae.
GUCGCGAUGGGCUGGUUGGCGAACGACCUGUCGUAAAGCGGCCGCCCAGCUUUACGGCAGCCCAACAUGGCGGCGCCCAGCGGCCGGUUCGAAAGCGAGCAGAGCAUCGCGGCGCGCAAGGAGCGGGCGCGGCUGGCCAGGGCCGAGCUGCUGCGCCAGGCUAAGGCUAAUUUUGAAAAAGAAGAAAGGUGCGAAGAACUGAAACGACUUCGGGGUGAGGAUACAUGGAUGCUCCCUGAUGUGAAUGAGAGAAUUGAACAGUUCUCACAGGAACACUCUCUGAAAAAAAAGAAGAAAAAAGACAAACAUUCAAAGAAAGCAAAGAAAGAGAAGAAAAAAAAGAACAAGAAACAGAAAUAUGAAAAAAAUGAGUCAACAGAUAGUUCAUCAAGCUCUGAAGAAGAAUGGGUUGAGGCAGAUCCUCUGCCCCAGGCUCCGGCCAAGGAGAAGGCCUGGAAGGUAAAAGAUGGAAAGUCAGAGAAAGAAGCUGAUCAGGAUGUCCAGAGAGAUGAGUGGAUGACCGUUGAUUUCAUGUCUGUUAAGACCGUGUCGUCGUCAUCACUCAAAGCUGAAAAGGAGACCAGAAGGAAAAUGGACCAGGAAAGGGCUGAGGCCCUUGCCCAGUCUAGACUUCAAGAAAGAGAACUGAACCCCUAUUGGAAGGAUGGUGGGACGGGUUUGCCCCCAGAAGACUGCAGGGUGUCAUCAGUCACAAAAGUUUCAGUAAUAGAAGAUGGUGGUUUGAGCUGGCUCAGGAAAUCUUACCAAAGAAUGAAGGAGCAAGCUGAGAAGCAAAAUAGAAAUUUUGAAGAUGUUGUAGCUGAAAGAUAUGGGUCAAUGGAAAUAUUUCAGUCAAAAUUAGAAGAAGCUGAGAAAACUGCGUCUUCCAAGGAAGACUGUAGACGAGAGAGGUGGAGGAAACCAACAUAUUCUGAUGAGGCACGAAAUAGGGAAGAAAGUCGAAAAUCAGACCAAUUUAAGUAUGACAGAAGCUCAAGGGACCAUCGCAGCACAACAGAUCUUGUGAACAGUAGCAGUAAAGAGAGGUUUGGUGAUGAGAAAGCUGGUGGGCGAGGGCCUUUUGGAGCCCUGGGCAGGAGAGCGCCCAGUCCUCCGCCAAGGCAAGACUUCUCUUCUCUCAAAAAUGCAAAAUCGAGGUUCCUAAGGCCCUCUGAUGAUGAUGAAGAAUUGUCUUUUCAUAGCAAGGGCAGAAACUCUGCGCCGUCCACACUGUCUUCUGGGUCACGUUCCCAGGAUCCUGCUCACUGCAGUUUUCGCAAACCUGCUGAGAAUAGCAAGGAAAGUUCUGCCUUGUGGAACGAAUGUGACAGGAGCCGAGGGGACCAGAAACCUUCAAGUAUCAGGCCAGUGGGAGCCGGCCCCAAAGUCAACCAGCAGCUUAUUUCUGACAGGAGAGAAGAGAUCCUGGGUGGGCGUCUUAGUGACAGUCCCGAGGGGAGCAGGCAGCACCGUGAAGAGCCCCCAUCUGCCAGAGAUAGUCCCGAGCAUAUGCCCGCCCGUGUCCUGAGUACUGAUGAAAAGAACAAGUUGGGAGCCAAGAUUAUCAAAGCAGAAAUGAUGGGAAAUAUGGAAUUAGCGGAACAACUUAAAGCCCAACUUGAAAAGGCAAAUCAACUGAAAGGAACCAUAACACAGGUAUCAUCAAAGAAAUCUGAAGUAAAGGGUGAGGACCAGCAGGAGGUGAUUCUGGUUAGAACAGACCAGUCUGGACGAGUAUGGCCUGUGAACACACCAGCAAAAGCUCCUGAAUCUACAGGAGGAAGAAGGAAGAGGCCAAUGGCCUCUACGCAUGAAGAAAAAGCAAGAGUCAGAUACUUUCAUGAUGAUGACAAUUUGAGCCUAAAUGAUUUAGUCAAGAAUGAAAAGAUGGGAACUGCUGAAAAUCAAAACAAACUCUUUAUGCGAAUGGCAUCUAAGUUCAUGGGAAGAACAGAUGGAGACUAUUUUACUCUGGAUGACAUGUUUGUCUCCAAAGCGGCCGAGCAACAGCGUUUUGGUGAAGAGGAAGAGAACCAGAGGAGAAAGGCCAUUGCUGAGCACCAGAGUCUUGCUGCGCAGAUGGAAAAGUGUCUGUAUUGUUUUGACAGUGCCCAGUUUCCCAAGCACCUUAUUGUUGCAAUAGGUGUUAAGGUUUACCUCUGCUUACCCAAUUUCCGGUCGCUAACUGAUGGGCACUGCUGCAUCGUCCCUUUGCAGCACCACCGAGCCUCGACCCUGUUGGAUGAAGACAUCUGGGCAGAGAUUCAGGUGUUCAGAAAAUCAUUGGUGCAGAUGUUUGAAGAAAAGGGGUUAGACUGCAUCUUUUUAGAAACUAACAUGAACAUGAAGAAACAGUAUCAUAUGGUCUAUGAAUGUAUUCCUGUCCCCAAGGAAGUGGGUGAUAUGGCCCCUAUCUAUUUUAAGAAAGCAAUAAUGGAAUCAGAUGAAGAGUGGUCUAUGAACAAGAAAUUAAUUGAUCUCUCUUCAAAAGAUAUCAGAAAAUCUGUCCCCCGAGGCUUGCCUUACUUCUCCGUGGAUUUUGGUCUGCAAGGAGGGUUUGCCCAUGUCAUCGAAGAUCAGCACAAAUUCCCUCAUUACUUUGGAAAGGAAGUCAUCGGAGGGAUGCUGGAUCUAGAGCCCAGACUCUGGAGAAAGGGGCUGCGCGAGAGCUUCGAGGACCAGAGGAGGAAGGCGCUGCAGUUCGCUCAGUGGUGGAAGCCUUUCGACUUCACCAAAAGUCAGAGCUGUUGAGUCGUGCUUUCCAUUUUGAGUUCCCCUGCAGAGACCUUUGCAGCA